This is a messenger RNA of Trypanosoma theileri, 588 nucleotides long. RefSeq lists its product as uncharacterized. The record is from RefSeq and is a predicted model, not a curated record. Lineage: Eukaryota; Euglenozoa; Kinetoplastea; Trypanosomatida; Trypanosomatidae. Bases 1 to 588 code for a protein of 195 amino acids. The transcript has a single exon.
AUGUCGAUGGAACUUAAAAUCACACGCCUUCGUCAACUUCCAUUGAACACAUUUAGAUCCAUCACUCUAAAUGAUACCAUUCCAAAUGAGAAAAAGGAUCGAGAUGAAUUCCCCUGUGAGAAGCGUCUUUUAUUUGACCUCCCAUCAUUACUGGAAGCACAUAAGCGUGGCGUUAUACCACACUUGACGGAUAACUAUUGUAUGAACUCUAUUCUUAUAUCUGAGUUAUUGCUUCAUCAAUUAGAUAAGAGGAACAAAGACGCACAGAAGGUACUCAGAAAGAAUGAUUCUUCUACAGAUGUUGUGGAAGCACAACGGUUGCGGGACCUGUUGGAUUUUAUUUUUUUGCAUAAGAAUGAAAAGUGGAUGAUAUUUCAGCAAAAAGGCGUAAAUGAACAUAAAGGAUUUUUACGUGACCUUGGCUUGGAGAAGGAUCUUCUUAACGAGCACCGAUAUAUUAGUUGGGCGCUUUACAUGAAAGAGAACAGUUGUGAUAAUGUUCUGUAUAUAACAGAAAAUGACAAGUUAAGAAAGUGUGCACAAGAGAAAGGUGUUUCUACAACGACGGCUACUGAUUUUUUUAAGUAA